AUGCAAUCCAAAGAACUUGAAGAACAAGCUUGGAAAUUGAUUGAGACCCGUCAUGCACAAUACAAUGGAGAUGUUGAGUUGGUUGAGAUCCGCGAAGAAGGUGAAGAGAUUAAAGAAUAUUUGGAUUCAUUAAAAAAGAAUUAUAUCCAACAGUAG
Entrophospora sp. SA101 is the source of this 156-nucleotide messenger RNA. The record is from the annotation of a GenBank genome assembly. Lineage: Eukaryota; Fungi; Glomeromycota; Glomeromycetes; Entrophosporales; Entrophosporaceae.